ACUAUUUUGGCCACCAGAGGAAGAAAAUCUGAACAUAAACACGUUUUGAUCGCAAUUUUCAGCUUCCUUCAUCCGUCUUUACUGCUCUAACGCAAUCAAUGGCGACAACCCAUGUCCCCAUGUGCUUCCCCUUCUUUGUUUUAACUGCUCCUCUUCUUCCUUCAGCCUCAAUCACCGUCUCCUUCGUCUCUUCUUGUUAUAAUAAAAUCGGAAAUUAACAUUCACAAAUUCACAAUCACAGCCAACGAUUACGAGAGGAAUCAGAAAAGCUGAAGAAAAAUCAAGGAGAAACCAGAAAUAAGAAGACGAAUGGCGUGGGACUCUGGGAGUGGUAGUGGGAGUCCUCAUAACAACUCAUCACAUCGCGACUUUCGACAUUUCAGACAGUUAUUAAAUGAUAAAUAUUGAAUGAACCUCAACAACUUUCACUCCAUUCCGCUCACUCAUCCUCAUAUCGCAACACUUCUUUAUCCAUUUCUUUCAGAGUCUCUCCUAAUUUCAUACUCGGUUACUGCAAGUGCAAGCAGAGCAGUAGCUGUAACAGCCAUUUCAGUAAUGUUACUUGUGGGGCUUUGUAAGUAGUAGAUUAGCAUGUUAUUGGGGAAACCCAGACGCAUUUUGGGAUCUGGGUUUUGUUUGUUCAUCGCUAGUAUUCUUUUCUUGGAUUGAUUAUGGGUUUCUCUCUGUUCCCUGUUGUGGGUUUUGUUUCUCUUUCUCUGUUAUUGUAUUCUACUACUUGUUAUUCUUUUUCCGAAGAUCAAGAGAGAGACCGGAUCACUGAAUUACCGGGACAGCCCAACAUUCAAUUCUCCCAGUACUCGGGAUACGUUACAGUUGAUGAAAAAGCCGGCAGGGCCUUGUUUUACUGGUUGGUAGAGGCUCCUGCGAAUCGUCGGCCGGAGUCGAGACCACUGGUUCUAUGGCUUAAUGGAGGGCCUGGGUGUUCGUCUGUGGCUUAUGGUUUCGCCGAAGAGAUCGGACCUUUCCGUAUUAAUCCGGACGGCAAUUCCCUUUUAUCCAAUCCUUACGCUUGGAACAGUCAGGCGAAUUUGCUUUUCCUGGAAUCUCCUGCGGGAGUGGGGUUCUCUUAUUCGAAUACUACCUUGGAUCUGUAUACUGUCGGUGACCAGAGGACGGCUGAAGAUGCAUAUACUUUCCUAGUCAACUGGUUCAAAAGAUUUCCUCAAUAUAAACAUAGAGAUUUCUACAUUGCUGGAGAAAGUUACGCAGGUCACUAUGUUCCUCAGUUGGCUCAAAUUGUUUACCGGAGAAACAAGAGAAUCAACAAUCCUGUUAUUAAUUUCAAGGGGUUCAUGGUUGGAAAUGCCGUAACUGAUGAUUAUCAUGACUAUGUGGGAACUUUUGAGUAUUGGUGGACUCAUGGCUUAAUUUCUGAUGCUACCUAUAGAACUCUGAGAGUUAGAUGUGAUUUUGUAUCUUCUUUACACCCAUCUGAUGCAUGCAUUGCAGCUCUUGAUGUCGCUGUAUCAGAACAAGGAAACAUUGAUCCUUACAGCAUAUUCACACUUCCUUGCAAUGAUACUGCAACUCUCAGACGCAAUUUGAGGGGACAUUAUCCUUGGAUGUCCAGAGCAUAUGAUCCCUGCACUGAAAGGUAUUCUAAGCUGUACUUUAAUCGCCCAGAAGUGCAAACGGCAAUCCAUGCUAAUUUAACUGGCAUUCUCUAUUCUUGGGAUACAUGCAGUGAUAUUGUUGGGAAUUACUGGGUGGAUUCUCCCUUAACUAUGCUUCCUAUUUAUCAAGAGCUUAUUGCAGCUGGUCUGAAGAUUUGGGUAUUCAGUGGAGACACUGAUGCUGUGGUGCCUGUCACUGCAACUCGCUACUCAAUUGAUGCUCUUAAGCUACCAACCAUCAUCAACUGGUAUCCCUGGUAUGACAAUGGAAAGGUUGGCGGGUGGAGCCAAGUGUACAAAGGUCUGACAUUUGUAACAGUAACUGGUGCAGGGCAUGAGGUUCCUCUUCAUCGCCCCCGUCAAGCUUUAAUAUUAUUUAAACAUUUCUUAGAUAGUAAGCCGAUGCCUACCUCAAGCAAGUAGUCCAAUUCAUCUGAUUCCUCAGGAAUAAGCGACAGUUGGAACAAGCUCACCACUGGGAUUAAAAUGAAAGAUCGAAUAAGAGAAAUGAUCUUCGCAUACCAAUUCAUGCUUGGUGUCUAUGUUCUGAGUCUUACAAAGUCUGGUUGCUGCAAGCCACCAACUUCCUGCAACUAUGGAGCUGCUACAAUGAUGGCACAAGACCCUGACUGCUACAGGUGGAACACCAUGGCCAAUUUGCUUUGCUAUGAGUGUGAUUCUUGCAAGGCUGGAGUACUGGAAGAUGUGAGGAGAGACUGGCAUAAACUCUCAGUCCUCAAUGUGUUAAUGGUUGUCUUUCUUAUUUGCAUCUAUUCCAUUGGGUGUUGUGCAUACCGGAACAGCAAGAGAUCCCAGACAGACUACCCUUAUGGAGAGAAUCGGAUGAAAAAAGUGAUACCCAGAUGGGACUUCUAUUGGAGGAGAUGGUGGCGAGACAGAAGAGAAUUCCUUUACUAGCUCUCUCUCUCUCUCUUUUCUUCUCUUCCUUCUGUGCUAUGUUCCCUAAAUAUGGGGUUGUGCAGGGUUUUAACCAUGUGUGGUUUGCAAUCCUGGAGGCCAGCAUUUACAUGCACUAUUUUUGCUUUUUCUCUGUAGAGAUUAGCGAAGGAUUACUUGCUUCAUUUCAAAGUUCAAAAUCCAAAUCAGGCGGGUUCUUCACUUCCUCCUUUUUAUGUCUUCUUGAAAUUAGUGUGGAGAUCAUGAUCGAUGCAUCAAGAAUGGUCUCACUUUGCUUAAAAGGUUGCUUUCCCACCAUAGACUCUUGCUGUAAAUGAUAAUUGUGACUAGUAUUCAAAUAUGGGGCAUCAAUACUCUUGACAAA
Molecule: messenger RNA, 2916 nt
Organism: Macadamia integrifolia
Lineage: Eukaryota; Viridiplantae; Streptophyta; Magnoliopsida; Proteales; Proteaceae
Product: serine carboxypeptidase-like 27
Exons: 11
Biological process (GO): proteolysis
Cellular component (GO): vacuole
Molecular function (GO): serine-type carboxypeptidase activity
Source: RefSeq, a predicted model, not a curated record